Messenger RNA from Alligator mississippiensis (American alligator), 9619 nucleotides. It is a transcript of the gene P2RY6, whose product is annotated as pyrimidinergic receptor P2Y6. Gene Ontology annotation, cellular component: plasma membrane. The transcript has 2 exons. The record is from RefSeq and is a predicted model, not a curated record. Bases 3345 to 4382 code for a protein of 345 amino acids. Lineage: Eukaryota; Metazoa; Chordata; Crocodylia; Alligatoridae. Gene Ontology annotation, biological process: phospholipase C-activating G protein-coupled receptor signaling pathway; cellular response to pyrimidine ribonucleotide. Gene Ontology annotation, molecular function: G protein-coupled ADP receptor activity; G protein-coupled UDP receptor activity; G protein-coupled UTP receptor activity.
GCGUUUACCCAAAGAACCUCGUCUGUCUAUGUCCUUAGAUCAACACGGCUGCAAUCAACACCCCAAACCAUCUAGUGGGCAUAUCCCUGAGCUGCAUCUCUGCCCUCCUCUCAUUCGCAUACCAAGUUCCCUGUCUCAGGGCCUGGGUGUCAUUCCCUGGGCUGAGCUUAUCCCAAUGUCCAUCCACAUAGCAACAAGGAGGAGGAUGCUGGGGAGGGCCUGGACAUAGUGCUGGUAGGAGCAUCGCUGGGAGGCUGCAUCUCCUACUGAAUUUCAAUAAGAAAAGUGCAAAAAUAGGGGAGGGGCAAGAGAAGGGCCAUGGACAUGGGUUGUGACAAGGGGCCAGAGCAGCUCCAUCCAGAAGCGAGGGUGAUUUAGUCAUGAAAUAUCCAAGUGUCCUGGGAGGAGACGCUUGAUGCCGAGACUGGAUCUUCACUCUAGACCAAGAUCUAGCAUGGGUACAUUGGUGGGACCAGAGUUCAGACUGGGAAAGGUGCAGUGCAGGUGAACUAAGCACCAGAAGAGAUGCCCACUAGGUGUUGAGAAGCCAGGGGCUUUACAUCUAGGUGGCGUCUCUUUUUAAAAUGCUCCAUCCCACAUUGGACACGGGGCCAUCAAACCCAGUCCCCUGCAUUCCCAGGCAGCCAUCUGCCCAAGGAGCCCCCAGAUCCCUACUUUAAUCCCUCGCCCACAGCUACAUGGUGCAGUAGCUGAAACGCCAAGAGCAGCCUACAACUGGCCACAGGUAAAGAUGAGGCCAGUGCAGGUAUGUUGGGUUAGAUUGAGGAGCCCUAGGCAGGUCUCUCUGGCCUGGGUUCUGGAGGAGGUCAGAUAAAGUCAUUUCACAAUAGACCCUUGGUGGUCUAAAAUGCAAUCCAUGGUGCCAUGAGAGCAGGGAGUGUCCCAGCUGUAUCAGAGGUUGCCAAAGGAGAGCCCAAAUGCUAAGGAGAUGGGGGCAAGAGAAGGGUUUUAGAGCGAUCUCAGUCUAGACCAUCAGCUCUACAGCUGUCUGCUGGGAUGCUUUGUUGGAUCUGUUCCUAGGAAGAUCAGCAGCAGAGUAUCUUGGCUUGGAGUCUGCUCCCUGCCCUUACUUGGACAGUGCAAGAGCCAGCUGGGCAUCAGCUUCUAGCCUUGUCCCAUAGCUAAGAGUAUUCACAAGGGACUUGUAUGUAGGAACAAGAAACUACCCGAGGCACAUCCAGCUUCCAGGACAGACAUGAAUCACCUCUGUUUCCUGAUGGUGGGGAAUGCUAUCAGGUGCAUCUGGAGCUGUCCAGGGGGUGCCCACACAUGACCCCAGUCCAGCUUGGCUAGCAUCAAGGUGGCAAGUGUUUGGGGUCUUUAGCUCGCUGCUUUUGGAUAGAAGUUUCUUGAGAGGCAACGUAUGUGUGUGUAAGCCCAGGCCAUGCUUGGUGGGUACCAGUGAGUCCCUGGCAUAAGCAAAGAAAUGUGACCUAGGCAUAGCUCUGGGAAAUCAGGAGCAUCAGAUCUGGUGUCCCCUGCACCAGAUGGGCAGGGCUUUGCAUGGAAGCCUUGUAUUCCUCAGAGAUUUUUAAGGUAAAAUAUUUCUUCUGAAAUUGGCCUAUGUCCUUAAAGCGAGUACGAAAAAAAGGAAAUGGCCCUUGUAUGCACCAUGCAGGGUAUCUCCUUGUCAGCAUGUGUUGAUCAUCAGCGUGUACUUAAUGAUUUGUUUUGUUUUUUUAAAUGGAGAGUCGAGGAAUUCAGGCCUGUCUUCAAUUCAAGGGCAUCUUAUAGUUGAAGGAACAUGGCAAGCCCUGAAGGCCAGGGUUUCCAAAGCCCUUGGUACCCAGGGCACAGAGCUCUUCUGGAAAUCUAGCUCCAGCUGUUUGCCCUGGCAAAACAUCUGCCUUCGUUAACUACAUUUAAAGAGACAGAGCACGGUGGGUGAGCCUGAGCAUAUGCAAGGCGCUGACAAAGCUGGGAGUCGAUAUAUCCAGGAGACUGGCAGUUCAUGAGGAAGGGAAUUUGGAAUAGCUGUGGGGAGCUAGUUUGGACUGUAUGCCAUGCAAUAUUUUAUCACUGGGAAAAAGCUGCUUUUUUCUUGAAAUCUGAGCCUCUCUCCAGUCCCCAUCACAUCUAUCCCAUAUCUUUCUUUGCUAAAGCAGGGGCAGGGCCUUGCAGGGCUCUAGCAAGGUAUUUUUCAUGCAUUGUGCUGUUAUUUUUCAUUCCUUUCUAAAAUAACAGUGGAAACCAACAGGCUUCUCUGCCUAAAUGGUGCUUUUUUUCCCAUCCGUCAUGCGUCAGCUUGUUACUCUGAAUUGACUUGGUAGCUUUUGGCUGCUGGAGAGGAUGUGUGCGCAUGUGUGUCUGUGUUCAAAACACCGUGAGGACAUAAUCCUACAAGGUGUUUGUGAGGUUUGCAGGGUGCCACCUAAGCAACUGUGUUGGUGCAGUCAGUCUCAUGCUUGAAAAGGCAUGGACACCAGGGACCUGGGCCAGUGAUCUAGAUGACAUGGAAACCAGUAUGAACAGAGCCUGGUGCAGAGGUAGUCGUAUAGGCAUCGUGCACCGAUAGUCCUGUGUGAUACUUGGCGCUCAGUGGCACUCCAGGAUAGGUGAUGGCUGGUAUUGCAGACAGUCCUGGCUGUACGCCAACCGUUGGCUGUCGUCUUCCCAUCCACUCCUCAAGGGCCCAUUAGGGCCCCAAUCCUGCUCUCUGACCUGACCAGCAAACCCCUGCUGCAGAAGAGCACCCCCCUAUACUCUACUGCUGCCCCCCAUGGGCCCAAGCUACGAAGAGCUGUAUACCCCAAAAGGACCAUUAAUUUUGUUUGUCCAAGCAUGGACAUUUAGGGUCUGAUAUUUUUUUUAGCCCCGCAGCUGCUAAUUGACUUUCAUUGGAGCCUUGGCAUGUUUGAGCAUGAGGCGCUGGGUAUGUCUAGUUGGGCACUGAAAAUCAGAGCCCAUUAUGAAAGCAUGCCCCCACCUCCCCUACACAACUGGCCUGGUUGAGGCAUGCGGUUCCAGGCUCAGCUCUGUGAAGGGGAAACCCAAAUCUCGUGUUUCUCAGGAUGAUGAAACCAUUGAAGUGCUCAGGAAGUGCUGAGGCUGCCAGGCAUGGCUGAGUGCUUUCUGUUUUCCCCGUCCUGCUCCAUUUUGCAGCACAGCCUGAAUGAAAAGGGAAAGCAUUGCCCCAUCAGGGGUAACGUCAUGCUGGAAAUGCCGAGGAAGCAGGCGUGUUUUCAGGGGCCGAGUAACAGCCGGUGCUGCGAUUCGGCGCUGCCCAAGCGUGUCCCUGCUUGUGUGACUAGCAGCGUGGCAGAGAGCAGGGACUGGCAUCACCAGCCUGAGGAUGACGUGGGGGCAGCCCCUGCAACAAACCCAUGGGUGAUUUUUGCAACAGGCUGGCUUUGCUGAGGCCAGCACCAGGGAUGGACAACUUCACUGUGCCUGCGGGGGGGAAGAGCAACUGCACCUUCCACGAAGAGUUCAAGCAGAUCCUGCUGCCCGUGGUGUAUUCGGUGGUCUUCGUGGUGGGGCUCCCUCUCAACCUGGUCGUCAUCGGGCAGAUCUGGGUGUCCCGGAAGGCGCUGACCCGCACCACCAUCUACAUGCUGAACCUGGCCACGGCCGACCUGCUGUACGUGUGCUCGCUGCCCCUCCUCAUCUACAACUACACGCAGAAGGACUACUGGCCCUUCGGCGACUUCACCUGCAAGUUCGUGCGUUUCCAGUUCUACACCAACCUGCACGGCAGCAUCAUGUUCCUCACCUGCAUCAGCAUCCAGCGCUACAUGGGCAUCUGCCACCCACUCUCCACCUGGCACAAGAAGCGGGGCAAGAAGUUCACCUGGCUGGUGUGUGGCGUGGUGUGGCUCAUCGUGGUGGCCCUGUGCUUGCCCACCUUCUUCUUCGCCUCCACAGGCACCCAGAGGAACCGGACCGUGUGCUACGACCUGAGCCCGCCCGACCGCUCGGCCAGCUACUUCCCUUAUGGCAUCGCGCUGACAGCCAUGGGCUUCCUCAUGCCCUUCACCUCCAUCCUGGCAUGCUACUGCAGCAUGACGCGGAUCUUGUGCCAGAAGGAUGAGAUGAUCGGGCUGGCCGUGCGGCAGAAGAAGGACAAAGCUAUCCGCAUGAUCAUCAUCGUGGUCAUCGUCUUUGCCAUCAGCUUCUUCCCCUUCCACCUCACCAAGACCAUCUACCUGAUCGUCCGCUCCUCCCCCAGCGUGGACUGUGAGGUCCUGCAGGCCUUUGCCAUCCCCUACAAGUGCACCCGCCCCUUUGCCAGCAUGAACAGUGUCCUGGACCCCAUCCUCUUCUACUUCACCCAGCGCAAGUUUCGCGAGAGCACCCGGUACCUGCUGGACAAGAUGAGCUCCAAGUGGCGGCACGACCGGUGCAUCACCUAUGGGUCCUAGGCACCAAGGAGAGGGGAUAACUCAGAGGUCAAGAGGUUGUGGCUUCCAGGAGCCUGCAACGCCCAGCCACAGGGAGGGAAAGCAAGAGGCAGGGGCUGAUUCUCCUGGGUGCAAGGCUGGCAGCCGGGGGCUUCUGAACUCUAAUUGCUGCUAUCGCCUCAAUUCCCUCUCUGGCCACUUGUGCCUCAGUUUCCCCACCUGGGACAUGCAAAGCAUGCCUCUGUAUGGAAUAGGUGAUCCCCUACUGACCUUUCUUGUGGGGAGCGGAGUGGAGAGAGGAUCUGGAUAAGGCUGUGAUGAUGGAGAGCACCAGGAGCAGUUGGCUGUUGGUGUCCCCCAUGCAAUGUGAGCUAAAAGAGGCCCCUUGAGACAUGAAGGGAAGCAUGGCCAGGACUGUGCAUGGCAUGACGAGGGGCUCAAAGGCAGUAUUUGGGCCUACGACUCUCUCUCCACAAUGCACUGCAGCCCUGGGGCCCCUGCUGCGCGCAGUAGAUGGGCUGCUCAGUAUUAGCCCCCAGACUCUGAGGGACUGGUGGGUCCAUCCCUGUGGCCUCUGGAAGGCCGGCACCCACAUGCGGGGCUGGGGUUGUGAACCCUGCCAUGAUCCAGGAGGAUGAUCGUGGUCAGGGUGGGUCCGAUGCGUUUGGUCCAAUGAGUUUUGUUCUCAGCGAAGCAUUCAACCAGCUUGGAAGCCGGGUGUUUUGCAAGCCACUCUGGGCUUCACAGAGGUGCUCCAGCUUGCCCUGCAAACCGUCAGCUGCUUUACAAUGACAUAUGCACCAUGGGACAACUCCUUGGUUGUUUCUUCCCCGUGUCAAUGCCUGAUCCCUCUCAGUACUCAGCACCUGGUGAUGGGGGAGGUGGGCAAGGAGUAUUGUGGGCCUGGUUGGUGACCCCGCCAGUACAUCACUAACUCAUCUCAGCUUUCCUGAGCAGAACAUUGACUUAUAGACCCAAUGAAAACUUACAGCAAGAGGUCUCCUCAGAUCUCGGGAGUCUACUAAAGCAUCGGGAAGGCAGGAAAAGGAAGACUCUGAUGGGAGAAUAUUCAGUUUUAUUGAUGGAGAACAAUGAGGUCAAAAAGGAAACUGCCCAUUCAGAUCUCACUCUCUUGUAUUCUGCUCUGUUUCUUUUUAAGCCCUUUACAAUAUGGUUUUCCUAAGUUUCUAAUGUUUUAUUAACUACCUGGGCAGUUCUGGAAGGGGCCUGGGGUACCUGAUAUUAUUGGUAUUUCCACCACCCUCCACAGGGGGUUUAAUUUAUUGAUUUCACAGGAACUAGAACCCAGUAUUGGGUUUGUCUUAUUUUUUUUUUAAAAAAGAGUUCCCAAAAUGUUUGCAAUUCCUUUUUUGGCAUGUACAAGCGUAGCAUGUAUCCAUCGCCCCCCUAGUGGCUGUUCGUGGCAACGAUAAGUCUGCUUUUUAGCUUGCUCGUUGGCUUGUAAUACUCGGUUGUGCACUGAGUUAGCACAGGUACAUCUGCGGGUUGCUUUGGCCUGCUGGAGCUCUGUUUUGGUACUUGGAUACUGAAGAGCAUUCAAUUAUAGGGGAGGAUGGAAGAAGAAGGGACCACACCUGCCCAGAUGCAAUGGAGCGUGGUUGCAGAGGAAUUGGCUUGGGGUCACUGGCUUUGGGUAGCUCACAGCAGAGAUGUAUGUGGCCCUUUAUGGAUGUCACCUCUCCAUCACCCCCUGAGGCUACAUUGAACAUCAGUGUUAAAGUUGAUGAAGAUAUACAGAUCCCCCUAUUCUUUCAAGUCAGCUCUGUCCAUCCUACCAGGUCUUAAAAAUAGAAAUCACAGAGAAGUCAGGGUGGAAGAGACUUGCAGAGGUCAUCUAGUCCAAGCCCCUGCCUGAGGUAGGAUCAUCCCUUUCCACACCAGCCUAUACAAAUCCAUAACCUAAACUCUUUGUAAAACUACCAUCAGCUCUGACACAACACAGACAUCACACCCGAACCAGCCCCAGGUAAAGCAGGGGAACCAUGGCAGCCCAUGUCCUGCUUCUAUAAAAGUUAAUAUACCGUGUCACCCCCAGUGCUCCUACCAUAGCUGCUGGUUUUGGCCAGUCCUCCCAGGGUAGAAUUGGGAACAUCCUAGGCUGAUCACGGGAGCUGCUGCUGCAUAAGUGGAGGGGCACAGGCAGUGCUUAUGCCCCAUGCAGCGUAAAUAAUAUGCCCCAAGCAGCAAUAAAAGAUUGGACAGCUACUGGGGGGGAGCCAGACUGCAGCCCAGGUCAUUCCCAUGCCCCCCUUCCUCCCUUCCUCCCUGCUGCACGUUAUACUCACUUAAGCCUCUGCCCGUACAUUACAGUACGGACACAAUAUAAUAUGAAUAAUUGAAUAAUGAAUAACACAUACAUCCAGACCUUCCAGGCUGUAGCAGCGCAUUCAGGGAAGGCUACCUUAUAAUGCCUCAGCAGGUCAUAGAGUGCCUAGGGGGCCUGCACAGAGAGGCGUACCAGCAGCAAGGGUGGGCAAUGGAUUCUGGGAUGUCCUGUGGCUCACAGAGCUGGACGCCAGCCCGAUUUCCCCAAGCCGGUCCCUCAGGGGCAGGGUGGUGGGAACAUGGGCACUGCAAAAGGACUGUUGUGUGGAGGCGUUUACAGGGGAACAGCCGCAGGCCAAGCAAGGACUCCAGCAGGGUGAACCCGCUACCUGGGUCACUCGGCAGUGUGGUAUGCUGUGCAGGACACAGGUGACCAUGCCGCGCCUCCCCCAGCUCCCACCGGCUCACCUGCCUGCUAGGGUGGAGGCUGCUCUACUUAACCAGUGACCCAAGUACCCUCCUCAGCUCUGUCACUGACCUGCUGGGUGACCUUGGUCAUGUCCCUCCCCACUCUGCCUCCAGUUCCCAUCCCACCACACCUUUUCCAAGUCUUCUUUGCCUUGACUGAGGCCUUGUUGCACCUGUCCUGGUGGCAUGCUCCCUCCUACAGCACAGCUGGAGUACACAUCACAGCAGUCAAUGCUGGGGCUGGGGAAAGGGCCUGGAAAGGAGACUGGUGGACAUGUAGCCAUCAUUUCAGACUCUCCAGGCAGGCUUCUCCCUAGACACAGCUCACGCUCUGCUCACAAACAGCCUCUAACGCACCAAGCUGACAGCACAGGAGCAGUCAGUGGAGCUGGGAUACUGAGCUGACUGGGUGGGGGGAUCACCCUGGCACAGGGUGGUCGGUGGGGUUGGCAAGAGGCAGCACAAACAGCCUCACGCCCAACCGCGUGUUCAAGCUGUCACAUGGUUUUCCAACCCUGGGGCUCAUCACCUUUCAGCAGCCCUGCAGCAAAGCUGGGCUUUCUUCCACUGGUGGCAACCCAGGGGAACCCAGCGAUGCCAACUCAAAGCUCCUGGCAUGAAUGGAGUUGCAUCAGGGAGCACUGAAAGGGCUAAUACCUCUGAGACUCAGGCGAGCUGCAGCGAGCGGGUCCUGCCAGCUGGAAUUUUGACAGCAACCACAGCCCCAAAGCGGGAGAGAAAACCUUAUGGUGAGGUCAAUUUAAUAGGGCUGUUCAAGUCUAGAAGGUCGGGGCUGAGACCAAACCCAUCCCCACCCCAUCCCUGCUUGCUUCCUCCUUCUGAAGCAUUUCAUCGUAACCAAGCCUCUUGGUUUUGCAGGGGGCACGUCCGAACCAAAGCACGUAGUGAAACACCAUAAAGGUCACUGAACAAUUCAGGGCCCCCCCACAGCUCCACGCUGAGACUGCGGCACGGAGCAAAGUGGAUGCAAGGCAGGAAGCUGGCCUGGGGCCAUAGGGAGGAGGGCUGGGCUGAGCCAGCGUGGGGCCUGAGAAAGGUGUGUGACCCUCUUGGAGGACGGAUAAGCAGAUGGCAUUACUCUUAAGCAGAUGCACAUGGGGAGGUUGGUUUCCCCCUGGUUUUGGCUAUUGCACCAAGGGUGGAUUCAUUUUUCCACGUUCCAUGGUACAUUGCUCAGUUCCCCAGACCCAAAGCAGAGCAGACCUCAUUGAGUGGGCUGCAGAUUCCCCACCCCCUGGGCACCGUUCUCCCGUGGGGGGUUUAUUGAGCUCAUCUAGGCUCCCCUUUUUAAGAAAUCAUGGAGGGGAGGAGGAGUACAGCACAUACAAUCUAGCCCUGCCAGACAGUGAGCCUUAGAGAUCUGGAGUUCGUCAAAUAGGUUGAGGGCACAGGCAGCCAAACAUAUGUUCUAGUGACCCGGACAUUGCUUGUGCUCACCAAGAUAAAACUCUGGGAGUGGGAACAGAGAGAUGCACAGCUAUUCUGAGACAGCUCCUACAGUUGGUGGCUAUUAUGGUACUAGAUGGUGGAGAAGUACAUAAAGAACUUGGUUGUUUGGAGCAGCUGGUUACCCCGGGAUAGACAUGGACAGACCAACCCUAACCUGGUUUAACUUGCACUGGAAAAGUUUUACCUGUGAUUCUUUCAGGGUGACUUUUCAGGGGAUUGUGCACAAUUGUGCAGACACUUUAGGGGUCUGCACUGUGUCUGCUUCCUUUGCUGGUGUAACACUGACUGCUGCGGUGUAAGUGUUUCAUCUGUCCACUGUCUUUAACUGGACUUCUGACCCGGAAUAAAUUUGUCAUGCUCGAUCCAAAGCUGUCUGAAAUCAGCGGGAAUCUUUUCCUUUGACUUUAAGGGGGUUCAGAUGGAGCCCACGUGGAACAACAAAAUGCAGCUUUGGGGGUUUAAGCCUCUCUCUGCAGCAUCAAGGACUGGGGAGUGCUACAGAGCAGUCACCAGAUCUGAUGGGUGCUUGGACUUUCCCAGCUGGCAAUGGGCCAUAGCUGCAAACGUCAUGGCCUGUGACUCCGGGCCCCUCUCCGCUGCUGCCAAGUGAUUGCAUUUGCUGCAGCUGUGGCUGCUGCCGCCUUUUCAGUGUCACCCCCAGAGCUGUUGCCGUGCUCAAUAAAAGCAGUAUUAUUCGGUACCUCCGGCCCUGCUGUGGCUGUGGUCUGGCUGCUGGAGGCACUUUCAGGUACUGAGGGAAUCGCUGGGUGCACAGGGUUGUAUUUCAUGGGUCUCUGGUGACCCGUUCAUCUCUCAUGUUGACUGCAAGAAGCCCACUGCACCAUCCCCACAGAUGGGUAUCUCAGUGGCUCUGUCGCCCCUAGUCACUUUGCUGGCCCUGUGCGGAUGGCAGAGGCAUAAGUCAAUGCCUGCUUGUAAGAUAUCAUAUUGUAGCCCUGACAGGUGAUAAAUUAUUGUCUUGCCCUUGGAAAUCACAAUAAAAUGGAAGAUGCUGCCCAUUAGUGGGAAUGUCA